AGUUGUGACUUUCAUUAGACAACAUAGCCACAGUCAAUACGACAGCAGAAAUGAAGGAUAUGAUGCAUGUAUUAUAUGUGUUUUGUUGUCUUCUACAUUACGCAGCAGUUUGGGGACAAAAAACAUGUGACUUCAUCAAGGUUUAUGAAAGCUAUGACAAUCACAAAAGAAUUCCAGAUUGUGCCAUACCAGAUGGGUUCCUUGGUGGCAACCUCCUCCACUCCCUAGGGCAGUGUUUCACAAUGGCAUGCCAUUUAAAUGCAAAUGUUAUACACUACGAAGAGGAAUACGAGUGCAGGAUCUUCACAUGUAAAUCCAACCAUCAUGAAACAGACUGGGAGUAUAACUGGAUAAAGGAAGAUAAGUCUGACAGAAAUAACACAGCCGUGACUUAUGCCCUGCCGCAUGACUACAGCAAAAGAUGUUACAAUUCAUACUUUGUAAGGAAAAUGUUGGACAAUGGAAGCAGUAUGAAGUCUGGAUGUUAUCUACUGACUAGAUAUAGAGAUGUUAAACGCCUUGAUAAAUGUAUGAUGAAAGCAUGUGAUGAUAAAGCAAACACCUUCAAUUUCAACAGUGAUGGAGACAUCCCAUGUGAAACAUUGCACUGUGGGUGGAAUAGAAAUCUAAAUGACUAUGACUUAAAACCCUUGAUCGAGGGCAAAGGAAAUGUGAGCACUUAUAGGCUAUCCCAUGUUUCAAAACCAUGCAACACUUUAUCAUGGAAUGACUCUGUGCAACUUCCCUUUGUGCAGCCAAGCUGUCAGUCAACCUUCUCAUUUAAAAGCACCAAGGCAGUCGAUAAAAAUCUUGAAAUGUUUUGUACUUUCGGGGCAAACACUUUCCAAGAUCAGACCAAGUAUUUAAAACACAUAAUUGGCUCUAGGUGCCCAAGCAAUAAGGAAGGAACAAAUUGGGAGUUUUCACCACAGAAGUAUACUUCUGAUCUGGAUCCAUCAACAAAAUGGUUGAAUAUACCACACCCAGGCAACCCUAACUGUCGCUCGUCCUACAUAUUUAAAAUAAUAAGUCUCAAAGAACAAAAUCAGGCAUCGAACUGUGGUCAUUCUAAAACCAUACAACAGGCAAGAGAUUUGAGGCAGUGUAUGCUUUACGGUUGUGAACUGGGUUUUAACGUCAUUAAUUACAGAAGUUCUUCAAAACAGGAUAGGAAAUGUGAACUCAGAAAUUGCAGCCAAAUUCAACCUGGCACAUAUGACUUGAAUUAUGUAAAUAGCACUGAUGUUGAUGUGUACGCACUUCAAAGACAUUACAAGCAUGAAAUAACUGUUCCAACAACUACACCUCAAACUCAUCGCAACGUAACACCAGAAACUCCCAAUAAUGUAACACCAGAAACCCAACCACAUGAAAGAUCAGUUGGCAUACUAGUUGGGGUAAUAGUAUUUCUGACAAUUGUUAUCAUAUUACUGCUCCUUGCCUUCCUAUUUUAUAUGUGUAAAUAUCCAGACACUAUAGGAAAUAUCAGAACAUUAUGUGCAAAUGGGAGACAAUCUGAAGAAGCGCGCCAGACAGACAAUACCAAAACUGAAAUGGACCAAAUUUCAAGGCAACUUCAAAAGAAUAAAAAGAUUGCAGAUAACAGUUCUGAAGAAAAUACAGGUGGAACUGUAAGAAGAAUAAGCCCCCAUAUAUUGGAAAGUGAUAACAAAGUGGAUGGAGCUACUGACAGUGGAAAGAUUGAUUAACCAGUCUUACAAAGAAAAGAUCGGAGGAUCAGAAUAUUAAACAAAACUCUAAAAUCAAAAACAAAAAGCUGCUUUGUUGAAUUUUUGACAGAUUAUUUUGAUUUUAAACUGUCUGUUAUGAUCAAAACACUGACUUGAAUUCUUUGGUAAUCUGUGAAAAAAAUGGGAAAAAAUCGAAACCCAACCAAGCUCAAACUAAAUAAAAAAGGGCUGCUCAAAUAAUUGCUAGAAGCCCUUAUAUAUAAGUAGAUAUCUAUAGACCUCUAGAAGGCUGUAACAUCUCACAUCUCUAACAUUAUGGCCUAGUUGCCUCAUGGCUGGCUUAUAAUGCUCAUGUAUUUGGACAUUUAUGAUGAAUAUAACUGAACCCUGACAAUAGCUCAAGUACCCAAGAUCAAACGCUGUGGAGUUGAGUUAAAUACUGUAGAUACCUGUAAUAUAUUUAGUGAUUUCCU
Molecule: messenger RNA, 2164 nt
Organism: Owenia fusiformis
Lineage: Eukaryota; Metazoa; Annelida; Polychaeta; Sabellida; Oweniidae
Source: the annotation of a GenBank genome assembly